Molecule: messenger RNA, 888 nt
Organism: Coccomyxa subellipsoidea C-169
Lineage: Eukaryota; Viridiplantae; Chlorophyta; Trebouxiophyceae; Coccomyxaceae
Product: DUF618-domain-containing protein
Exons: 7
Coding region: 1-888 (295 amino acids)
Biological process (GO): mRNA 3'-end processing
Cellular component (GO): RNA polymerase II, holoenzyme
Molecular function (GO): RNA polymerase II complex binding
Source: RefSeq, a predicted model, not a curated record
AUGCAGAAGAAGCUAUGUCUCAUGUAUCUGGCCAAUGACAUUCUGCAGAACUCGCGCAAGAAGGGCCCAGAGUUCGUCAAUGAGUUCUACCACACACUGCCGCGCCCCGUGCAUCACUUGCUGAAACAUGGAGAUGCCAAGGUGCAAAAGUCUGUGGAGCGAUUGAUAGCGAUCUGGGAUGACAGGAAGGUCUUCGGUCUGUCCGGUGUCAAGCCCUUGAAGGAGAUGGUAGCCGCAGCUGAGACCCCACGCAAGGCAGCAGGCGCUUCUCCGGUCGCCAUGAAUGGCAGGAGCGGGGGAGAGGGAAGGUACGCGCAGCUGGAGCCGCUGGCAGCGUCACUGGUAGAGGCAAACAGUGCGGCUGCGCACAAUGGGACCCUUGCAGAGACCUGCUCCAAAUCGCUUCGAGGGGAUCUGCUGCAGCAGGGAAACCAGAGCGAGCUGGAAGCUGGCCAGCAGCUGCUAAGCGAGUACGCAGCAUCUCUGGAGGCGGAAGCUGCUGCGCGCCAGCAAGUCAUCGACCUUCUCAACACCAUGUUGCAGCAGCAGGAGGAGGGGAAGCAGAGGGUGCAGGCACAGAUGCACGCAUGUGGGAAGCAGCUACAACAGUUCACUGCCCACAUGUCAGCCGGCCAUGACAGUCCACAGGCACCCCUUGGGGCGUCCCCGGGCGCGAUUGGAGCGUCGGCAAUGGCCGAGAAAUUGGCGGCCAGUGGCGGCGCUGCGCGGCUGCUGGAAUUGCUCGCGACGCUGCCCAGGGAUCAGCAACGCGAGAUUGGUCGCCAUGUAGAGGCUUUGGCGAAGCCGGGGGAAGGGCACGCCCCCGAGCCCAGUGCUCCAGCAGAUGACGACGAGUAUGACCCAGAGCAAGGGUCCCUUGAAUUCUAG